AUGGACGAUUCGGGUGAUCAGAGGUUCCAAAAGUACCACCCCUACCAGAAUUUCUACAGCGUCCCUUCUCAGAGCCUCUACAAUCUGCCCACGUCCCCGGAGUUCCUCUUCCAGGAAGAAGCCGCACGCCAGCGCAGGACCUGGAGCGAGAAUCUCACCUACUACACCGGCGCGGGGUACCUCGGCGGUGCGAUCGCCGGCGGUGCGAAGGGGACACUCGAUGGGAUCAGGGCGGCCGAGGCCGGCGAGAGCAUGAAGUUGCGGCUGAACAGGGUUUUGAACUCCGGCGGGCAGAGUGGUCGGCGGUUGGGCAACACUAUGGGAGUCCUGGGUCUGAUGUUUACCGGGAUCGAGAGCGGCUUGAUUGCGUUGAGGGAUGUGGAUGAUUUGGCUAACACCGUGGUUGCUGGGCUCGGCACUGGGGCAAUUUAUCGAGCAGCCAGAGGCCCCAGAUCGGCGGCGAUUGCUGGCGCUAUCGGAGGGGUCGCGGCCGUUGCUGCUGUCGCCGGGAAGCAUGUUGUUAAGAGAUAUUUUCAUGUCUAG
Linum tenue is the source of this 543-nucleotide messenger RNA. The record is from the annotation of a GenBank genome assembly. Lineage: Eukaryota; Viridiplantae; Streptophyta; Magnoliopsida; Malpighiales; Linaceae.